UGAUUUCAUGUAACAAUUUUACUCUUUUUUAUCAUUAAUCCAUAUAAGCAAAUUAUAUCAUUGUUCGAUCAGUCUCGGGUGUGUUAUUAAGUCAAAGUUUGCCCCCCUUUUCACGCACGCAACGCGUUGAACUGCGUGUGUUUUAACUGCGCAUAAAAGGCCAGAAGUGGGACCAAUUCCCAACUGUUUGCGGCCUUGAUCUGCCUCAUGCGUGCGCUCACACAACGAGGCAAUAUUCUGAUGCGUAACUUCCAGCCACCCUCUGAAUGACAAAGAGUUACAAACUGAGUGACACCUUAAGUAUUUAACAAGUACACAUUGGCAUGGUAAUCCCCCGCUGCAUUUAGCUGGAGGUGUCAUUUUCCCAGCAGCAGCAGCGGAUGAAAAUCCUCAAAGUUUGAUGCAGGUCUGUCCCCUCCCAGUGGCCUUCUCGCUGCCGGGAUGUCAGGAUUUGUCCUGGUACGGUGAUCCUACGAUGGACAGUUGGCGAGACAUUUUUUUUAUCUAAAAAGCAGACAAAUAAAUAACAACAGGUAUUGUCUGGCGUAAAAUGUAACUAUUUUAUAAGAGAAUCAAAUCCCCCCAAAAUAUUUUAUUUUCCUUCAAGAAUAGUCUUUCAAAGUUCAUACAAUUGUAUUUUUGACAGAUUAAAAAAUCACAUGUAACUUCGUUUUUUUAUUAAUUAGUGUUGCAUUUCAGCAAUAUAUACGGUAAAAUCAAAGGAAUGCAUGAAAAUGUAUUAAGAAGAAAAAGCAAGGAAGUAAAUAUUUCUUCUUUUUAACUAAGACUGCAAUUGGAGAAACGUGACAAUUUCUACAGAAUUUGUGAACGUUUGUUGUUUUCUUGUGGUCUAUUGUCAAACAUUCAACUUUUUCAGCGUUAUUGAUUUAUGCUGUUAUUUUCACAAGUCAACCUGAAAGGCUGCAUUUACUGAAGAGGAUAAAAAAAAAUAACAAUUGUCUCAGCUCACUUUCUAGAAACGUAUUGUAAAAGUAUGAGAACUGAAGAAAAAUCUGUAGACUUUUGUUAAUAUUGCCACUAAAUUAUUCCCUGAACCACGAAUGUGCUCGGUACAAAAACUAUAAACACGAGGAGCACAUGAGAUGCGUCAGGUGGAGAAAAUACAAAUUUGCGGCGUUUAUAGAUAUACAAACAUUUUUAUAAAACGGGGCCUCCCGACAAACAGAAAUUCAGGCGCGCGCAGAGGCGCAUGAGACACCGCGUGGCUCAGCGUCGGGUCCUACGUCUGUACUCUGAGUGCCGCACAUCCAGCAGGAGGAGGGCUUAAAGAUGAGCUCCGUCAUAUUGUUUGACACAAACUCGCAGCUUGAUGGAGUGGCCUCUUUGGGAGAAACUGAAAAUUGUGAUUUCCAAAAAAAUAAAAAGCAGAUAAAAGGGGAGAAAAAACCAAACAAACUACCCUACCUUCAUCUCUCUGAUGAGAUACACACUGUCCGAUGUGAAACAUUCAAUUCUUGGGACUUAGAUAAAUUCCAUUACAUCUCGCUUCCAUUUUUUUGUUAACAGCUGCUUGAGAUUUUCACUUGUUAUUAAAUCUGACAGGGUGAAGAUUUUGCUUCUGGUAUGAAAUAAUUAGCAUAAUUACAGACGCGCCAACAAUGCAUUAAUUUAUCAUAUCUGUGUAAUAAAGCGGCGGCCCUCAGAUGCACUCUAACCUAAUUAAUUGAGCUGAGUAUGUUCAGGAAUGCCUUGCACUUUGCAUAUUGUAAAAAAAGAAAAGAAAAGAUGAGCUACAGAAUCCAGUUGUAAAGAGAUAUAGAAAAACAUUUAAAAUCCUACACAAAAUUGCGAACAAGUUGUGCUUGUGUGACCGACUGCAGAACAGCUUUAAAAACAUCCUGUAGGCUAUUUAGCUCCAAAGAAGCUAAAAUUUGCUAAAUUAUAUUUAGAAUGAGCCUUUUUUUAACCUUUAUUGAGCCUAAAUGCAUCUGAACAAACCGAAACGCUCUUAUAGCUUCCGCAGUUGACCCUGACCUCUGACUCCAGCUGCAACGGGUAUAACCUGAAGGAGCGGGAAAAAAAAUCUAUUCAUCAGAGUUCACCGGAGCAGCACAUUAUUAUGAUCACAAUUAUUUGUUAUACCAGCGACCUUGGUGGUAGUUUUUCCAACGCUGUUUCCAUCACCUGAGCUGCUGCUGCGUCUCUUCUGUGUCCCUCCCAACGGUUUCAUUCAGGAGCAAGAUGGCUUAUUAUACUAAAAGGUUUUUGUCGCGCUAAGCCGUGCAUGUGUGCUUAAAACGUACAUUUCAUUAACAAACUGCGGAGGUAUAAAAGCGGAUUUAUGAGGCUUCAAAAGAUCACAAGAAGGACGGGUAAGAAAGCCCCCCUCACUCCGUGCUUGUUGUAGAGAGCUUUUAUCAGCGGGUAACUACGCUGCGUAUACAGAGCCAAGCCAAUACUUUAUAUGGCCCUGGGCCUUUGGGCCCCAAUUCACAUUAUUUAUUCAAUAACAGCAGAGAAAAGGGAGGGAAAAGUGAAAUUUAAGUUGGGUGGGGAAUGGAGGGUUUUUUCUGUUGAUUGAUUAGCUUGAAUAAAAUUUGACUAAACUGUAAGUACAAAUAUAUAUAUUGAAAUAGUUACAUUACAUUAAACUGCAAAAUGCAUGAUUUUUUUAUACUGAUAAUUCUUUAAAUGUCGAAGCUAAAUCUAGUUAAGCUUCAAAUCAUUUUUUUUAUUUUUGUUAUAUUUUAUUUGUAUUAAUUUAUUUAAAAUCCUUAAAGCAAAUUUGAAAAUUAACAGACUUUCCAACAUUUAGGCACAAUUCAAAGAGCCUUAGAUCUACAUCUGUGUGAGAGGUCGAGCAGCUCAGUGGGACUGCAGAGUGGUCCUGAGUAGGAGUGUAGCUUGCUUAUGCCUAUAGCUGGCUGUGCUAGCUGCACCUGCAGAAUCAAAGACAAAACAGGAAACAGUGAAAGAUAGAAUAAUACGUUUUAAAAAAGUAGAUUAUUUGAACUUCUUGUUUUACUUCUAUAAAACAAUAAUCUUUUUAUCAUGACUCUAAUUGAUGCUUUAUGCUUCCCUAAAUGCAUGAAGUAGUGCUAAAAAUCAACUUUGCAACAAACAGAGAAAAACAGGUAUGUUGUUUUAAGCACUUCCAGAGAAAAAAAAGAAUAAAGUUCUUCAAGGUGCUUUUUUCAUUUAGGAAAGCAGCAACUAAAUGAGCGAUUCCCUAAACACACACACACACACACACACACACACACACACACACACACACACACACACACAUGGGCGACACGGAUGAGCAGGAUGAAAGUUGACGCGGACUCUGGUUUCAUCUGCUAAGUAGUCCAUAUUGACGGACCUUCGUAUCUCACAGGUCAGCCGAAGAUUAAACGGGAGGCCAGGCUAAUCGGAAGCCGGGUUUCCGUCCCUUUGACCCGAACGCGCGUUAUUAAUGAUAGCGUCUGAUUAAUCCUCGCUUUUAUCCCGGACUGCAGAGCAGCAAAGGUGUGACAGGGAGAAGCGCCUCUGCGCAGCGCUGAUCAGAUGUCGACCAAACAACAGCCGAAGAGAAAUAUUUAAUUAAAACACUGAUUUUAAAAGAAAAAGAAAAUAAAUUUUUGCUUAAGCUUCUUCUGCUUUUGUAAGUUAAAUUCCGUAAGUAAUUAAUUAACACGAAUUACCUGAUAAACAAAAGUACAUUUGAUGUAAAAAAAACAAUUAUUGUAAUAAUUCUAACAAUAAUAAAAUAAAUAAAUUAGGCAAAUCCUCUGUAAGCAUAACAAAUUUAAAACGAGCAUUCAACUACAAUGUCAGCAUUUAAAUCCUCUUUAUAUUAAAUCAAAGAAAUAAUGUCCUUGAUUUUAAUUCCUUAAGCUGCGGUGCAAACUUUCUAUAUUUUAUUUCUAGUUCUACACAUUUCUCUUCAGCAUGCAAAGUCUGCGUCAAUUAUUCGAAAUAUUAGCGCCGAAACAAAAGGAUCUCGCUCUUUUCCCAAACCCAACCUUCAGCCUUUAGCGCUCACCUCCAAGCCUGUGAAUAAAAAAUGCUUCCUUUGCAUUCACCCGCUGUCUACAUUUCCUAGAUUUUUUUUUUCAAAUGCAAACACAUGCAAUGAUCGGGGUCGUUUGCACCUCUUCCAAACUCUUAAGGAAAUGCUUUCCUCUCCCCCAACAUUCAUGGUCGAUUCCGCUGCAGCUGCUUCCUCGCGCUCUUCCCACUAAUCCUGCAGGAAUAAAUAGACUUGGAAAUCAUGUUUUGUGUUCACACAUUGAAGUUUCACAGCGGGAUCUAUAAUAAUGCAAACAUAAAGUGGUGCAUCUCAGCCGAGACAAGAAAAAGAUUAAGCACAAAUGGGUUAAAAAAAACAAACCUUCUCAUGCACAAUUUCACAGUUUAAAAGGUAAAACACACUCAAAACUCAAUCAAGCAGAUUCCUUUAACUUAGCUGUCGCUGUUACCGCUCUGCAGCUGUCAACACAGUUCGAAUUAGCAAAAGUUAAAGGUUGUCUUUGCGCAGCCACGUUAGAGCGCUUCAGAUCUUUCAAUCAUGCAGGCCAAUUUUCUCCCCCUGCUCCUCCUCCUCCCUCCGCCACCGUUAAAUGGUCUAUGACGGACGAACACAGAAAAUCAGCGGAAAGCAGCGCUGCUGAUGUCCCAUUGUUGACAAAUCCAAGAAACAACUCCAGUUUGCAUGGUUUAACGGAGAGCGGAGAGAGCAAAGCUUUGGAAGCGAAGGAGAGAUGAGAGGUGGGGGGUGUGGCGUCACCGAACCACGUGUCCAGCUCUGAUAGUAUAUCUUAUACAAGGGGGGAAAGUAAUCUAUCAGUCAGUCCGGUUAAAAAGCUCCGGCCUUUUUUCCAAAAGCAGAAUGUGUCAGUUCGACUCAGCUCGCCAAAUAUCGCUGGUUUAGGACGCGCGCCGCCGCUCAGGAGAGACGCCGGAGCGCAAACGGCAAAAAAAAAAAAAAAAAAAGUUGCGCUUUCUCUCCAAACAACUUCUGAGGCAAAAACGCACCGCUCUGCAGGCCCCGCUAACUUCCAGCGUGGGGAAUAUUUCUUGAAGUUUGAAGUUUUUCUGCACACCUUCAGAUCGUUGGAGACCUCCGAUUUUUGUCCAGCAGACCCCCGGUGUGCGCGCACUGGCCGCUGCACAGCUUUUUCCACUCCUGUGAGUUUCUUCUUCUCCUAUUCUUUUUUUUUUUUUACAUUAAAGUGUGAGUAAGACGUGAGAUGACCCUCUCUGGAGGCAGCGAUCGAGCCAGCGACAUGUCCGGCCAAACUGUGCUCACAGCCGAGGACGUGGAUAUCGACGUGGUGGGCGAGGGAGACGAUGAGGGCAUGGAGAGGGUGGACAGCGACUGCGACAGCCCGGGGGGAGGCAGCAUCCUGCACGGCUUUCGAGGAGAGCCGGCCGACGAUGACUUGGAGGACGAGAUCGAGGUGGAGAAGGAGGAGAUGAGGUCCGGAGGAGGGAGCCCAUGCUGCGAGAGCUCCGGGGAAGGAGAGCCGGGCGCAGGGAAAGGAGAGGGUCACGACCAGAGCGCAGCGACGGGAGGAGCGACCCAGAAGCCCAAGAGCAGCUUGGUGAAACCGCCUUACUCCUACAUCGCUCUCAUCACCAUGGCGAUCCUCCAGAGCCCGCAGAAGAAGCUCACCCUCAGCGGGAUCUGCGAGUUCAUCAGCAACCGCUUCCCGUACUACCGGGAGAAGUUCCCGGCGUGGCAGAACUCCAUCCGGCACAACUUGUCUCUGAACGACUGCUUCGUGAAAAUCCCCCGGGAGCCCGGCAACCCAGGAAAGGGCAACUACUGGACCCUGGACCCGGCUUCAGAGGACAUGUUCGACAACGGCAGUUUCCUUAGGAGGAGGAAAAGGUUCAAGAGAGUUCAGCCGGACGUGCUCAGGGAUCAGACCGCACUGAUGAUGCAGAGUUUCGGGGCGUACAGCCUCGGAGGCCCCUACGGGAGGCACUACGGUAUCCACCCGGCUGCGUAUUCCCACCCGGCGGCUUUGCAGUACCCGUACAUCCCACCUGUGGGGCCCAUGCUCCCGCCGGGCGUCCCCCUGCUGCCCUCGGCGGAGCUCAACAGAAAGGCGUUCAACUCUCAGCUGAGCCCGAGCCUCCAGCUGCAGCUCAACAGCCUGAGCACGGCGUCAAUGAUCAAAUCCGAGCCGUCUAACAGGCCGUCCUUCAGCAUAGAGAACAUCAUCGGGGUGUCCAGCUCGUCGUCCGUGACGCCGGGCGCAGCGCAGGCUUUCCUCCGGCCUCCGGUCACCGUUCAGUCGGCCCUGCUGAGCGCGCAGUCCCUCUCUCUGACCCGGACCUCUGCCGCGAUCGCGCCCAUCCUCAGCGUCCCUUCAAAUAUUAUUUCUGGACACGUUUUACCUUCAGCGACGGCGGCAGCGGUCUCCAAAUGGCCCUCACAGUGACUGAAGAGCAAGAAAAAAAACUCUCUUAUUUUUAUAUAGAGACUUUAUUGCUGGGAGGCGUGAAGAGCACAAAUCAAUAGGCAGCACUGGACUGUAAAGCCAUGAAAAAGACUCUUGAAAUACAAGAGAAAUGAAAAAAAAUGAAAAGAAAAGGAAAGUAUUUCUGUACAGGUAACAUUUGUAAAUAUUUGUAAAAAAAAAAAAAAAAAGGGAGAAUAAUUUUACCCGUCUGACUUUUAUCUGUCCUUUGUUCCUGUUUGAGAUCUGUGAUAAUUAUUUUGAUUUUUCUUUUUUUCUAUUGGAGGCUCGACUUGACACAUUUCAUACAAGACACGAUCAAGUGCAAAAAGACUGUUUAUAAUAAUAUUAUUAUUAAUAAUAAUAAAAAAAAUCAAAUAUAUGUAAUUCUAUGUAGUUAUCUGGUGUUGUAAGCUGAAAUUAUUUGUAAAUAAAUU
Molecule: messenger RNA, 6850 nt
Organism: Xiphophorus maculatus (southern platyfish)
Lineage: Eukaryota; Metazoa; Chordata; Actinopteri; Cyprinodontiformes; Poeciliidae
Gene: foxd3
Product: forkhead box D3
Exons: 1
Coding region: 5196-6395 (399 amino acids)
Biological process (GO): cell differentiation; anatomical structure morphogenesis; regulation of transcription by RNA polymerase II
Molecular function (GO): RNA polymerase II cis-regulatory region sequence-specific DNA binding; DNA-binding transcription factor activity, RNA polymerase II-specific
Source: RefSeq, a predicted model, not a curated record